AUGACAUGGAGAUCAGGACCCAACGCGCCAGUCUCCGGCAAACUCGGCUCCGCGACGUCCCUCGGUAACCUCGUCUGCAUCCGCGUCGCCGGGAGCCCGGAGAUCCACGUCUACGACACCACGAAACAGGACUGGUUCCUAACACCGCCGUGUCCCCUCGACGCUUGUAGCUUAGUCACCGUGAAUAAUACACUCACCGUUGUCGGGGGUAGAGUCGACGCGAGCGUUACAAAUCUUCUGUACAGCAUCCAUCUAAAGUCGUUCCAUGCGGUGAAAAGACAACCGUGGAAAGAGCAGUUCCCCCCGAUGCUCACUAAACGGAUGUUUGCCAUGGCCGUGUCGAGCGGGAACGUUUUAGCUGUCGCCGGGGGUUGGAACGGUCACCAGGCGCUGCGAACGGUUGAGAUACUACGCCUCGACCGUGACCCUAUGUACUGGACUCGAGUGUGCAGCCUUCCGUCGCCAGUCUAUUCCGCAUCGGCGUGCAUCUCCAAAGGAAAGCUCUACGUUCUCGGAGGGUUCACCCAGAAAGGACCCACCAAAGCCGUUUUGAGCGCCUCAAUCUCUUCUCUGCUCGAUUCGUCGAAGGACGGGGUCUGGCAUCGACCCACAAGUCUCCCAACUUUGCGCUCGACGUGCGUAACGUUCAACGACCAUCUUCUGUCGUUUGGCGGGGAGAACGAUAACGAACAGGGGCACCGAUCAUUAUCGUCGUCGGGGGCAAUAAACGACAAUACCAGGGAAACGGGAGCCGUGUACGAGUACAGCACGACGGACGGAGAGUGGUACAGAAUCUCAGAGAUGCCAGUCUCGCGUUGCCAGAGCUGCGUUGCUACGGUGACAGAGAGACGCGAGGUAAUGGUAGUCGGAGGUCACUCGGGGUCAACUGGGAGAACUCAAACAGUACAGAUUGCUACUGUUGACCUGUAAUUGUACAACACUGUCAACUGAGGUGUACAUCUGUGUAUGUAUGUAUGUAUGUAUUCAAUGAGAAAGUGGCUUUUUUGGUUGCACAUUUUUAUGCAUCGUGUCACUCAUUCCAUUUUGCUCACUAUGUUGUUGUUGUUGCACUGUUUCAUGGCCGGUAUUCAUGUUGUUGCACUGUAUGUAUGUAUAAUACAUUAAGAUAAUCUUUG
Molecule: messenger RNA, 1136 nt
Organism: Geodia barretti
Lineage: Eukaryota; Metazoa; Porifera; Demospongiae; Tetractinellida; Geodiidae
Source: the annotation of a GenBank genome assembly